AUGUUUAUUUCGGGAAAAGGUACGUUUCCCUCUCUCUAUUCUUCUCUUCUCUUUAUCUCUCUCUCUCUCUCUUUCUUUCAGUUUCCCCUUCUCUCUUUCUUUCUUUUCCUCUUUCUACCUCAGAAUCUCUCUUUUUUUCUUAACACCUUUUCUUUCCUUUUCUGUCUAAUCUCCUCUUUUCCUUUUCCUUCCCUCUUCCUCUUUCUUCUUCUCUUUCUGUUUUCUUAUCUCCCCCCUCCUCCACUUUUUCUUUUUGUUUCUCAUCUUCCUCCCCUUCUUUUUCUCCAACCUCUCCUCUUCUCACCGUUCGUCUUUCUUCUUCUCCAUCCCCUGAUCCUUCAUGCUUCUUUCUUCUUCUUCUCCUCCUCCUUCUUUUUCUUCUUCUUCUUCUUCUUUUUCUCCUCCUCCUCCUCCUUCUUCUUCUUCAUACUUUACAUCACCUCAUCCUUUUUUUUUCUCUUUUUCCUACUGUUUCUCUAUUCCUCUUUUUCUUUCAUUCUUCAUCAUCAUCAUCAUCAUUAUCAUCAUUUCAUUGCCUCCCCCACCUCUUCCCCUCCCCUUUUCUCCUUCUCCCUUCUCACUUGCACUUCUUCUUUUUUCUCCUAUUACCUUUCCUCCUCAUCCUCCUCCUCCUCAUCAUCAUCAUCAACAUCAUCAUCUUUCUUUUUCUCUCUCUCCAUAUGCUUUCCCUCUCCCUCCUUUUCUGUCUUCUGUUACUUCUUCUUCUCUCCCUCUUCCUUCGCCUCUUGCCCUCUCCUUUUCCCCCUCUCCCUGCAUUUCCUUUCCCUCCUCAUUGUCUUCUUUCUCCUCUUCUUUUUCUCCUCCCUUCCCUCCUGCUUUUCCUCCUCCUUAUCCCUUUCUUUCUUUCUUUCUUUCUUUCUUUCUUUCUUUCUUUCUUUCUUUCUUUCUUCUCCUUUUUCUUCACAUCCCGCUUCUUCUUGCUCCUUUUUUUUUCCUCUUCACAUUAUUUCCCUUAAUUUUUCUUUUUAG
Acanthosepion pharaonis is the source of this 990-nucleotide messenger RNA. NCBI's taxonomy places the organism in Eukaryota, Metazoa, Mollusca, Cephalopoda, Sepiida, Sepiidae. The record is from the annotation of a GenBank genome assembly.